UCGACUCGCCCUGUAAUCCUUUUCAUUAGCCAGAGCGCUCAAGUUUAGCUAGCCGCUAGCAAGAAACACCGAGACGGGAGUGUCACAGGGAGCAUAAACUUUCGCCAAACAAAAACAACAAUACACAAGAUAAAUGGCCUCUUUGGGGGAACCUGUCCGUCUGGAAAGAGACAUAUCUCGUGCCAUUGAGCUGCUGGACAAGCUCCAGAGAACAGGUGAAGUGCCUCCCCAGAAGUUGCAGGCACUGCAGAGGGUUUUGCAGAGUGAAUUCUGCAAUGCUGUGCGGGAGGUAUAUGAGCAUGUGUAUGAGACUGUGGACAUAAAUAGCAGCCCAGAGGUGAGGGCCAAUGCAACGGCAAAGGCUACAGUGGCUGCAUUUGCAGCGAGUGAGGGUCACUCUCAUCCUCGUGUGGUGGAGCUCCCAAAAACAGAGGAGGGGCUGGGGUUCAACAUCAUGGGUGGAAAGGAACAAAAUUCGCCCAUCUACAUCUCCCGUAUCAUUCCCGGAGGCAUUGCUGAUCGACACAGCGGUCUGAAGAGAGGAGACCAGCUGCUGUCUGUUAAUGGAGUGAGUGUAGAAGGAGAGCAUCAUGAGAAGGCUGUAGAGCUGUUGAAGGCUGCUCAGGGUACAGUAAAGCUGGUGGUACGAUACACCCCUAAGGUCCUGGAAGAGAUGGAGUCCCGCUUUGAGAAGUUGAGGUCGGCCAAACGCCGGCAACAGAACAACUACCCCCAGUAGGCACCUCUCCUGUGCCCCCCAUGCUGUCUCAUUGUCUUUAAAUCUUCUGCCAUCUGUCUUCCUCGUUCACACUUUCUCACCCUCUUUCUCCAACCAGGGAUUAGCCACAUGUUUGGCACUCCUUUUUUUGUGAAAUUUUCUAAAAAAAAAAAAUUAAGUACAUGCUUUCACACACUUCUUACUCACAGCAUAAACACUACCUUGGCUCUUCAUGAUGUCAAACACGCAUUGCAUUAUUAAGAAUGUGUCGUUUGGGGUGUUGAUUAGUUCGAUAUGCAAGGGGACCAUUGCAAUGUACAACUCCUGAGGUGAAUUGAAUGAAAAUGUCAAAAAGUGCCUCAACAGAUUAUUCCCGCAGCCGGUAUGUUCCCAUCACAGGCUGUUUUGUGGUCCAAGCUCAAUUGAACACUAGCAUCUUACUUUAAAAAUGUGUAACAGAAACUGAACUGAUUCAUCAAUCGAUCGUUGGUUUGUUUUUCUUGUUUGCUUUUCUAAAUAUCUGGGAAUGAAAAACAGGUAAAACAUUUCAAAACCUCAUGUUGGAUUUGAUGAAACAAACAUCCUCAUCAGAACUGUUGUGUGCUUCCCAAAAUGUCAGCUGUAAAUAUUCCAUACUCAAGACAAUUGCUAGACAUUAUCUGUUUACGGACACAAAUCCCAAAUUGUUUACAGCAGACGUUGAUACAAUUAACCAACACUAAGUUGUGAAAUCUUACAUUGCAUUUAGGCUAGUUACAUACGACAGUGCUUUUGAAUGAAUAUUUGUAAAUACAAUGUUUUCAAAAGGCAUUAAGCAGACCUGCCAUUCUGAGGAGAUGCGGGUGGCACUAUCUUGAUAGUUUUCUAAAGUAAAUAAAACAACGUCCCUUCAGAAGCACAGAGAAACGCAAUGUGGCAGUCUGUAGCUCUCAUGCAAGCCUGCGUUCAGUUUUUACUUUUAUAAUUAAUUUCUAAGUUUGCAGCAGAAACACACAGUGUGAAUCUGUAGGGGGCAUCAGCAGUUGUAGUCGUUUUAUUGCUCAUUUAUGCAUUGUUUUAAAAACGCUAUAUGAAUGUUAAUGUGGCACUUGCCUUUCAGCCCGCUAUGGUAUGCCCACUUCACUAUGGUAUGCUAUGCCCACUUCACGCUAAUAAUUACAAAGACCUGCAUCAUGUUUUAGAAUCCAUUUGGCUUAAAUGGAUGUAAGCGUAAUUCAACCAUAAAUGAAGAAAUGAAUGUUUGAGAAUGUCAUCAUGCAAUUUUAUGAGAUGUCUAAAUGAAGCUCAAGUGUAAAUUGGUUCAGUGGUUUGUUUGUUUGUUUCCUCUCUUUAAUUUAUUUGUUUCUAAAGAACCUAAAAUAGAUUCCUUGAGGCAAUAAGACCUUGAGUGUAUGGUUUUGUUUUAGUAUUUUAUAAUAGAAAAAGAACAUGUCUUAAAGGGAUAGUUGAUGAAUCAUUUACUCGUCCUCUAGUUGUUCCAAACCUGUAUCAAUUUCUUUGUUCUGUUGAAAGAAGAGAAAGAUACUUGGAAGAAUGUUAGCAAUUUUUAGUUCAGGACAUCAUUCACUACUAUAGUAGAAAAAAACAUAUUGUAUACUUUUGUUCUGUUGAAAACAAAAUUAGAUAUUUUACAGUUCUUGGAGACGUUUGAGUAUCCUUUUAAUAUUUCGUACUUUGGUAUCAAUGAUGUCCCAUAACUUUCAUUUGCUAACAUUCCCCCGUAUAUCUUUCUCUGCGUUCAUCAAAACAAAGAAAUGUGUACAUGUUUGGAGCAAUCUGAGGGUGACUAAAUAAUGACAGAAUUUAUAUUUUUGGGUGAACUAUCCCUAUAACUCAGUAAAUUGUUCACCCCAUUUAGAAAUCGUCUCGAGCUAGUUGCUAGUAUUUCAGUCUUACCCAGAUCCCUCAGUGGCUGGAUGUUGUUACACUCGUUACUUAAAUUAACUUCAACUUCUUCGUGUUGUCGCCAAAAUUGAACGCUUUGACAUUGUAAGAUUUGUCAAGAGCAAGAAAUGUGUUUUAAAACUACUUUCACACUGCACUUUCACUUUGUACUCAUUUUCACAAAAUGCAACACGCUUGAUGUAUUUUUAACCUCAAACGCAUGUAUUUCCGUGUGUGACACACUAGGAAAAAACGGUCUAUUUUUCUCUGUCUCUCAUUAAAUAUUUAACAUGUCUAAUUAUAGAGGUCUAUGACUCACCCCGAGCUGUGAGAUACGUAGGUGUUUUGGGGGGUGAGGGAUAAAGGGAGGUCUGACGUCUUGCAUGAAAGAACCGUUUCUGUGGUGUAUAAGGUGCUCAGGUUGAACAUUUAUAUAAAAUCAUGAUGUUGAAGCCUCACGUAUUACAAGAGCAAUAAGACUUGAUGUUUUUCCUGUACUCAUCACAAGCAGGUUACUCGCUCCCCGUUUAUACUUGGAAUUGUCCACAGGGGGCUAACAGACUAUUUUUGUAACCUUGUUUUCUUUUGAUAUUUUCUCACUUUUUGAUAAGUGAUUUUUCACUCUUAAGAUCUCUUUUGCGAUAAAUGCUUUGUAUUGAUUUACCUUGACCAAGUUCUCCGUUUCAAGACCAAACUUGCCAGACCUUUAUCAAUGUCUGUUCAGCUAGUUGGAAUUUCUUUUAUGAACCUGUUGUACUAUUAUAAUAUUUCAGGUUUCUGUCCUGCUGUAUUGUGUGAUGUUAAUGUGGAUGUAUAAAGAGUGAUGAAAGUGGUUUUGUUUCGAGAUAAAUUAUACCAUUAGUUUAUGUCUUUA
This is a messenger RNA of Triplophysa dalaica, 3476 nucleotides long. It is a transcript of the gene lin7c, whose product is annotated as lin-7 homolog C (C. elegans). The transcript is spliced from 5 exons. Gene Ontology annotation, cellular component: basolateral plasma membrane; synapse; cell-cell junction. Gene Ontology annotation, biological process: maintenance of epithelial cell apical/basal polarity; protein localization to basolateral plasma membrane; neurotransmitter secretion. The coding region runs from base 134 to 739 and encodes 201 amino acids. Lineage: Eukaryota; Metazoa; Chordata; Actinopteri; Cypriniformes; Nemacheilidae. The record is from RefSeq and is a predicted model, not a curated record. Gene Ontology annotation, molecular function: L27 domain binding.